AUGGCGGGAGCCAAGUUCCGCCUCCGCAGCUUUCCGUACAUGCUCCUAGUCAUAUGUAACUGCCUUCCGCAUGCCACCUCGCUUAGCUUCAAUUACAACUUCUCCGCGCCCGGCGUCAUCGCCGGCGCUGACCUCAAGUACUUGAACGACUCCAUCCCCAGCCUCGACCGGAUCGACCUCACGAACCUCUCCAGGAGCUGGAGCUCCGGCCGCGUCGCCCACGGGCAGGCCUUGCACCUCUGGGACGACAGGACCGGCAAGGUCGCCAGCUUCACCACCAACUUCACCUUCGCGGUCAAGUCCCUCAACGUGUCCAGGAGCCAGGGUGAUGGCAUGGCGUUCUUCCUGGGACCUUACCCGGCGAGCAUGCCGGCGGACGCGACCGGCGGCUUCCUUGCGCUGUUCAACAACCGCGGCAACCCGGCCAACACCUACUUCCCGCCGACCGUCGGCGUGGAGUUCGACACGUUCAGGAAUGUCGAAUGGGACCCCGACGACACCGUCAACCACAUGGGCGUCAAUGUCAACAACAUCAGGUCCAAGGCGUACGCGCAGCUGCCUGACGGGAUCUUCAAUGGCGCCCUGUUGGCGUCGGUCAGGUACGACGCCGGCACGUCCAGGCUCUCGGCCAUGCUGCGCUCAGGCAGCAUGCCGGAGCUCAGUGCUUACACCGUCAGCGCGAACGUCGACCUAAAGGCCGCCGGUCUGCCGCAGGAUGCGGCGGUCGGGUUCUCGGCCGCCAUAGGGGAUUUCGUGGAGGAGCACCAGAUUCUUUCUUGGUCGUUCGAGUCCACUCUGAUCGAUGACAGAACCUCGCAGAGGAACAACACAGAUGUGACAGAUCCAAAGAGAAAAAACAUAGGUCUAAUAGCCGGGCUGGUAUCCGCUGGUAUAUGCAUAUUCGUGGCCGUAGCCGCAUGUCUCGUUCUAAAAAGAAAGGGCAUGCACACCAAGCAGGCACCUGGUGCAGAGAUCCCUCUCGACCAAGACAUGGACAACGAGUUCGCGAAGGGGGCAGGGCCUCGGCGAUUCAGUUACAGAGAGCUUUCCCGAGCGACAAGAGGAUUCUGCGACGAGGAGAAGCUCGGCGAGGGAGGCUUCGGGGCAGUCUACCGAGGCUUCUUACACGAGCAGGGGCUACAUGUGGCCAUAAAGCGGGUCUCCAAGACGUCGAGCCAGGGGAGGAGGGAGUACAUCGCGGAGGUGACCAUCAUCGGCCGGCUGCGGCAUCGCAACCUUGUCCAGCUCGUCGGAUGGUGCCACAACGCCGACGAGCUCCUGCUCGUCUACGAGCUCAUGGAGAAAGGCAGCCUCGACGCCCAUCUCUACAAUUCCAAAAAAAUGCUAACGUGGUCAGCCAGGUACAAGAUCAUUCUUGGGAUGGGGUCAGCGGUGCUCUACCUGCACCAGGAAUGGGAGCAGUGCGUGGUGCACAGGGACAUCAAGCCGAGCAACGUGAUGCUCGACUCGUCAUUCAACGCCAAGCUGGGGGACUUCGGGCUGGCGCGCCUCGUCGACCACAGCUGCGGCGGGUACACGACGAUGCUGGCCGGCACCAAGGGAUACAUGGACCCGGAGUGCGCGGUGACCAGCCGGGCCAGCGCCGAGACCGACGUGUACAGCUUCGGCGUCGUCCUCCUCGAGGUGGCGUGCGGUCGGAGGCCCGUCGUUUCGGAAUUGGAGGACGAGAGCAGGGUUGUGCUGGUCGAUUGGGUCAAGGACCUGUACGGGAGGGGCACCCUCCUCGACGCUGCGGACUCGCGGCUUGAUGGUAACUUCGACGCACAAGAGAUGGAGCGCGCACUUGUCGUGGGACUCUGGUGCGUGCACCCAGACUACGGCUUCCGGCCGUCCAUCCGGCAAGCCAUGAGCGUGCUCCAGCUCGAGGCACCGCUUCCGGUCCUCCCGCCGGAGGUGCCGGCGGCGAUGUACGCGCCGCCGCACCGAGGGUAUAGAUCUAGCUAUACAUCGUCGACAGGGAGCUCCGGCACCGGCGGACGCUCGUCGACGAGUGACCGGUCGGCGGAGAGCCGUUCUUCUGCCCCUGGCGGAACAAGGAGGCCAGCGAGGACGAUUGCGUCCACGACUAAUCCGGCCCCUGGCACGAGAACGACCGAGCAGGUUGAGUCCACGCAUCACACUUCCUAG
Lolium rigidum is the source of this 2148-nucleotide messenger RNA. RefSeq names its product L-type lectin-domain containing receptor kinase IX.1-like. Gene Ontology annotation, biological process: protein phosphorylation. Bases 1 to 2148 code for a protein of 715 amino acids. Gene Ontology annotation, molecular function: carbohydrate binding; ATP binding; protein kinase activity. NCBI's taxonomy places the organism in Eukaryota, Viridiplantae, Streptophyta, Magnoliopsida, Poales, Poaceae. The transcript is spliced from 4 exons. Gene Ontology annotation, cellular component: plasma membrane. The record is from RefSeq and is a predicted model, not a curated record.